GAGCCCGCAUCGCUGCCCCCUGCUUGGAGUUCCACGCCGCUAGUACCCGGCGCCAUGGGCAAGAAGGGCAAGAAAGAGAAGAAGGGCCGCGGGGCUGAGAAGACUGCCGCAAAGAUGGAGAAGAAGGUGUCCAAGCGUUCGCGGAAGGAGGAGGAAGACCUGGAAGCCCUCAUAGCCCAUUUCCAGACCCUGGAUGCCAGCAAGACACAAGUCGUGGAAACGCCUUGCUCCCCACCUUCACCCAGGUUAAAUGCCUCACUCUCUGCUCACCCUGAGAAAGAUGAAUUAAUCCUUUUCGGAGGUGAAUAUUUCAAUGGCCAAAAAACGUUUUUGUAUAAUGAACUCUAUAUCUACAACAUCAGGAAGGACACCUGGACCAAAGUGGAAAUCCCCAAUCCCCCUCCAAGGCGGUGUGCUCAUCAGGCAGUGGUGGUGCCCCAGGGUGGUGGACAGCUGUGGAUCUUCGGAGGGGAGUUUGCAUCUCCUGAUGGAGAGCAGUUCUAUCACUACAAGGACCUCUGGGUCCUGCAUUUGGCCACCAAGACCUGGGAGCAAGUCAGAUCAACAGGGGGUCCUUCAGGACGGAGUGGACAUCGGAUGGUAGCUUGGAAAAAACAACUAAUUGUUUUUGGUGGCUUUCAUGAGAGUGCAAGAGAUUACAUCUAUUACAAUGACCUAUAUGCCUUUAACCUGGACACAUUCACAUGGAGCAAGCUAUCCCCAGCAGGCUCUGCGCCCUCCCCUCGAUCAGGCUGCCAGAUGACCAUCACCAUGCAGGGCAGCAUUGUUAUUUAUGGGGGAUACUCAAAGCAGAGAGUGAAGAAAGAUGUGGACAAAGGCACCCAACACUCAGAUAUGUUUCUGCUGAGACCUGAGGAAGGAAAAGAAGGCAGGUGGACAUGGACUCGGAUCAACCCUUCAGGAGUCAAGCCCACUCCCCGGUCUGGCUUUUCUGUGGCUGUGACGCCAAACCAUCAGACACUGCUCUUCGGGGGUGUGCGAGAUGAGGAGGAGGAGGAGAGCCUGGAGGGAGACUUCCUUAAUGACCUGUACUUCUAUGAUGCUGCCAAGAACCGAUGGUUUGCGGGCCAGCUGAAGGGACCCAAGUCAGAGCAGAGAAAGCGCAGGCGUGGCAGAAGAACGGAGCCAGAGGCUGCUGACAAGCAGGAAAGUGUGGAGGCCAUUGCUCAGGAGCCUGUGGAGAUAGUGAAGGAGAUGGUGACAGAAGAUGGAACUGUGAUCACCAUUAAACAGCUGCUCUCAGCCCCACGGCCCACUUCUGAGCAGGAGGUGGAGGAGGAGGAGGAGGAGGGUCCUGAGGAGGCAGGCCAGUCUGCAACAGAGCCCUGUCCCCGGUCCAAUGCCAUGCUAGCUGUGAAGCAUGGGCGCCUCUACCUCUACGGGGGCAUGUUUGAGGCCGGUGACCGGCAGGUCACUCUCAGUGACCUCUAUUGCCUGGACCUGCACAAGAUGGAGGAAUGGACAGCUUUGGUAGAGAUGGACGCAGAAGCUCAGGAGUGGCUUGAGGAGACUGAUUCAGAGGAGGACAGCGAUGAAGUGGAAGGUGCUGAAGGUGGAGAAGAUGAUGAGGAAGAGGAGGAUGAAGAUGACGAGGACAGCGGACAGGAUAGUGACCAGGAAGCUGGAGAAGAGCAGCCCCACCCCCAGGUGACACCCAAUGAAAGUUUCACAGACUACCUCACCAGGACUGAGCAACAUUGGAUACAGCUUGCCCAGGAUGACGCUGGGCCCAAUGUCAAGGGGAAGGCGGUGCUGAAACUGGCCCACACCAAGGCAAAGACUUUCUUCAAUGGAUCAGUGUGAGCCACCCACAGGGCCAGCAGGUAACAAGCACCUUUCCGUUCCUCACAGGCAGACUACCCUAUACCUGGCUGGGACCCCUGACUGUAAAGUGCACACAAGACUCCUUACUUGACUGAGAGAACUGGAAGGCUCUGUGGGGCUGGUGUUCUGACCAUCUGUGCACGGGCUUGAUUUCAGAACCCACCAACAGCAGCCACACUGCUCUUUUUUAGUCAUCAAUGAAAUAAAGUGCCCUUGGAGGUGCCCUCUCUC
Molecule: messenger RNA, 2076 nt
Organism: Erinaceus europaeus (western European hedgehog)
Lineage: Eukaryota; Metazoa; Chordata; Mammalia; Eulipotyphla; Erinaceidae
Gene: KLHDC4
Product: kelch domain containing 4
Exons: 12
Coding region: 55-1824 (589 amino acids)
Molecular function (GO): protein binding
Source: RefSeq, a predicted model, not a curated record